UGUUGAUGCUGGUCAAAACCAGGAGCUAACAAAGAGAAAUGAAGGAGUGUGGAACGCGAACUUGCGCGAGAGAUUAAGAGAGCGAACGUUUCGUGGUCAAACAAAACAAUUGCUUUCACUAUCUCCACACGCUCGCGUUUGCAUUCGCGUUGGGCCUGCGUUGCGUUUUAAAAUAAAACUUCUGUCCGUGUGCACCACCAGCAGCAGUGCGUGAUGCUCCAUCGCUACGAUAAAGGAAUUAUAUAAUAUUUAUCCAAAAAGUGCAUUCAUUGAUUGAUUUUCCAACCGGCAAUUCUUGAGUUCCAGCAGUGUCUCCAGUCCUUUGGAUAUGGCGCGUUUAAUUGAGACCAAUUUUGUGCCGAUUGCUAUGGGCGUUGCAGCCAUCGUUGCCGGAGCAUUGAUAGUACACUAUUUUAUCAAUAAGAAGUCGACGAAGCCCCGUCGCGAGCCCAACCGAACCGCACGAUUGCGCACUCUAGUCGAUCCCAAUGAUAAGUACCAGCUGCCACUGAUCGAGAAGGAAGUGCUCAGCGCUGAUACGAGACGUUUUCGUUUCGGUCUGCCCUCCAAGCAGCAUAUACUGGGUCUGCCUGUGGGCCAGCAUAUUCAUCUGAUUGCGACAAUCGACAAUGAGCUGGUCAUACGGCCGUAUACACCCAUCUCGUCCGAUGACGAUGUGGGCUACGUGGACCUGAUUGUGAAGGUGUACUUCAAGGACACGCAUCCUAAAUUCCCAGCGGGUGGCAAAAUGACGCAGUACUUGGAGCAAAUGGAACUGGGCGAUAAGAUCUCGUUCCGCGGUCCUUCGGGUCGUUUGCAAUAUCUGGGCAACGGCACCUUCUCCAUCAAGAAACUGCGCAAAGAUCCACCCAAGCAAGUGACAGCCAAGUGCGUCAACAUGAUUGCCGGCGGCAGUGGCAUUACGCCCAUGUUGCAGCUCGUGCGCGAAGUGCUGAAGCACAGCGACAAGGAUAAGACACAGCUGGCGCUGCUCUUUGCCAAUCAGAGUGAAAAGGAUAUUUUGCUGCGUGACGAACUAGAUGCCUUGGCCAAGAAGCAUCCCGAUCAGUUCAAGGUCUGGUACACCGUGGACAAAGCAACCGAAGGCUGGACUUAUAGUGUUGGCUUUGUCAAUGAUGAGAUGAUCGCCGCUCAUCUGCUGCCCGCCAAUGACGACACGAUCGUGCUGCUCUGCGGCCCGCCGCCCAUGAUUAACUUUGCCUGCAAUCCAGCACUAGACAAGCUCGGCUACCAUCCGGACUUACGAUUUGCGUAUUAGGGACGAUCAACGAUAUGGCCACCAUA
Molecule: messenger RNA, 1305 nt
Organism: Drosophila navojoa
Lineage: Eukaryota; Metazoa; Arthropoda; Insecta; Diptera; Drosophilidae
Product: NADH-cytochrome b5 reductase 3
Cellular component (GO): mitochondrion
Molecular function (GO): oxidoreductase activity; FAD binding
Source: RefSeq, a predicted model, not a curated record